CGUGGGGGCAGCGGCUCCGCCCCGGGGCCGCCCCGGCGCCGCCUCCCUUCCGGCGGCCGCAGCGGCGCUCCCGCCUCUUCCUUCACAGCGCGCUCGGGCCCUCAGCAGCGACCGCGCCGCGGCCAUGAGUGAGGCAGAAGUGAAUCCCAAAGCUUACCCGCUGGCUGAUGCACAGCUCACCAAAACGCUGCUGGAUCUUGUGCAGCAAUCCUGCAACUAUAAGCAGCUACGCAAGGGAGCCAAUGAAGCCACCAAAACACUGAACAGAGGCAUAGCAGAGUUCAUUGUGAUGGCAGCAGAUGCAGAGCCCUUGGAGAUCAUCCUGCACCUCCCCCUUCUCUGCGAGGACAAGAACGUACCUUACGUGUUUGUGCGCUCCAAGCAAGCCCUGGGCCGGGCAUGCGGCGUUUCCCGGCCUGUCAUCGCCUGCUCCAUCACCAUCAAGGAGGGAUCACAGCUAAAGCCUCAGAUCCAGUCUGUACAGCAAGCUAUAGAAAGACUGUUGGUCUAAGUGCCCAUGAGUGUGUGUGUUUGAAAUAGAAAAGUGCACAUUAGGGGAAAUUAAUGUUUAGCUUCAGUUGAGAUUAUAGUUUUGAUAUCAAUGUUUCAUUUCAAAAUGCCAUAUUUUUGUUUAAUAAUGGCUUAAUUCUUAGUGUUUCCACCUUCUAUCCCCCCCACUUUUCUAUUAUUCCACUCCAACAUUUUCAUUCUCAUUGUAUUACUUCUUGAAAAGUGACUGUUCAACUGUGUUUCCUGUUUUAUUUUUAGAAGGAGGACAGAAAAAAAAGUCCCCCCCCCCUUGUCUUCCUGUCUGCCUGCUCAGGGCUUUUUUAUCCCACCCAUCAGCUUUCUCUGUGGUGCAGUAUUUCUGCUUAGCUUGAGCCUCCAGCAGGUGUGAGUUACUCUGUGUUUCUGAACGGUUUAGGCUGAGGAAAAGGUUCCCUGUGUUCAGGCUGCUGGAGUCUGUAAGUGAUGGAGCAGGCAGGCAGCAGCUACUGUGUAGCAGCAGAUGAAGCCAAGAUCAGCACCGCCCUUAUUCUUGAAACCAGACAAGAGAAAACUUCUGUAAGAGAUGCACAGCAAGCAGAAAUCUUAUGGCAGUACACAAGGGGAACUCUCUUAACUUGAUUAUUUUUAAAUACUGACUUUUUAAGAAAAAAUAAAAAUGCUGCAAGGCUAAAUACAAUUGUGAUUCCCUUGGUGAAGUAUUUGCAACUAACUGGAGCGUUUCUGCUUGUCAAGCUAAACUGCUCACAGGCUGCCUAAAGGCUAUUGCAGUGCAGCAAUUAAUUCUCCUUCAGUUUCCUUUGUAUGGACUGUUGCCACUGAGGCUGGGCUCCCUAGAAAAGUUAAGUACAAUAAUACGUGGCAGAGAGCAGCCUGUUGUGGCUGAUGAGUACCCUACACCUGGCUGUUAAUUAUAAAAAGUACCAUGCUUUUUAGGUACUGCACUCUAGUCACCUGACUGAAGACAAACCCUUGUAAGUCAUGGCCAAGGAAACAGAGAACAAGUAGGUUUUCAGAUAAAGUAAUAUGUGUCUCAAGAAGAGAAUGCUGAAUCAUCUCAUGUCCUGGAAAAGCAGCAUGGAGCACCAACAGCAGUGUGGAUUAGUGGUGUUUUUAUGGAUAUAGUUUUAGUUAAAUACAUAUGGUGUAAUAAAUGCACUUCUGCUCUGA
Onychostruthus taczanowskii (white-rumped snowfinch) is the source of this 1677-nucleotide messenger RNA. It is a transcript of the gene SNU13, whose product is annotated as small nuclear ribonucleoprotein 13. Lineage: Eukaryota; Metazoa; Chordata; Aves; Passeriformes; Passeridae. Gene Ontology annotation, molecular function: RNA binding. Gene Ontology annotation, cellular component: box C/D methylation guide snoRNP complex; U4/U6 x U5 tri-snRNP complex; precatalytic spliceosome. The transcript is spliced from 3 exons. The record is from RefSeq and is a predicted model, not a curated record. Bases 125 to 511 code for a protein of 128 amino acids. Gene Ontology annotation, biological process: ribosome biogenesis; mRNA splicing, via spliceosome; maturation of SSU-rRNA.